This is a messenger RNA of Arabidopsis lyrata subsp. lyrata, 732 nucleotides long. RefSeq names its product defensin-like protein 210. The annotation marks the transcript as partial. NCBI's taxonomy places the organism in Eukaryota, Viridiplantae, Streptophyta, Magnoliopsida, Brassicales, Brassicaceae. The record is from RefSeq and is a predicted model, not a curated record. The transcript has a single exon.
UUUGAAAUAUAUUUUGGAAAUUUUAUAGGUACAUCAAUAAUUAUUCAAAAAGCUAAUUUAGAAGAGAGAACAUCUCUUGACAAUCCAUCAGCGAGCCCUUCAAUGGAUCAAAUUCUAGUGGAUAUACAUCUUGGACAUUCUCUUCGUCAAGGCGUAAUGGGUUUUUGUUAUGACUGCGGAAAAGCUUGUUUUAGAAGGGGUAAGUAUAUUCGUAGUUGUACAAGAUUUAAAUGUCGUUGCAGUAUUAGUGACAUUAAAUAAGACUUCAUAAUUUCUUGUAAAAAUUAUAAUAAAAUUAUCGUAUUUAAUAUUCUUCUAUGGUUUUGCUUUACCGUGUUGAACAUAGAUAACAGGCUGAAAGUUAUGCACACGAUAUAAUAUUUGUGCUACUUAUUAGUGUAAAAUAAAUUGACUUACUUAGCAUAGGCGAUGAGAAAUUAAUUUUUCUUUUAGAGUUUUUGCUAUGUUUGAGCUGAAAUUUCAAACCGAAUUGACCAAACUGAUGUUUGGUAAAUCUGGUGUUGUUAUAGUUUACACACAUAAACCGUUAUGUAGAAGAAUAAAACAAAUUCAGAUAUUGGUUCCAUCAAAACCCAGAACUCGAAUUCAAACAGAUUGAUUUAACGCAGUUGUUCAUAUAAAGAUAAGAAAACCUAGGUCUAACUCGUUUCUCUUUUCUCAUAUGACGAAAAAUCAUUUAUCCGUUUGUUUCUCUUUUCUCUCCUCUCAUAC